This is a messenger RNA of Drosophila busckii, 1316 nucleotides long. RefSeq lists its product as uncharacterized. The coding region runs from base 52 to 1275 and encodes 407 amino acids. Gene Ontology annotation, biological process: positive regulation of transcription by RNA polymerase II; cytokine production. The record is from RefSeq and is a predicted model, not a curated record. Lineage: Eukaryota; Metazoa; Arthropoda; Insecta; Diptera; Drosophilidae. Gene Ontology annotation, molecular function: protein binding. The transcript has 6 exons.
CGUUCUGGUUUUACCGAAUAAUUGUAAAUAAAGUAUAUUAAUUGGGUGAAUAUGUCUGGCUCCGACGAUGAUUGUGAUAUAUUCAGUAUGCGGACACAAAGGAUCAAGUCUGUUCCCAAGCCGCUAGUAAAGUUUGAGCAACUGGAGUCCAAGGAGAAUGACUGCGAAUAUGAUUUUAUCAAGGCAAAUCCGUCCAACGUCAAGCAGACAGCGCAGUCGAAGGCAAAAGCCAAGCCUAAGGCCCAGCACAUGAAUAAAAACAAUGUAAUUCAAGUUGAAGAUGCACAGCUUGUAGAAACAACAACUACAAAGCCUGCUGAGUCUCCAGAGACUCCAUCGCGUUGUUUGUCUCCAGUUUCGCGUUUAAUACACGAAAUGGAGUUAAAAAAACAAAAUGAAGGGCCUGUUGCAAGACGCACACGUCGCUCGCUGGGUAAAUGUCAGUCUUCUCCAGUAAAACCGGCAGAAGUAAUUGCUUUGACAGAGUCACCUGAGGCACCACAGAGGCGUCGCGGUCGCAAAAAAGCACCACCAGUUGCAGCUACAGCUCCUACUGCAGUACCAGCACCCCUUACCUCUGCAACACGUCGUCAACAAAUGGCUGAGAUUGCAGCACGUGCGAAUGUGUUGGAUUCUAUAGAUCUCAUAUCAGCCGUGGUGCCACGCGUGGAGGGUUUUGUUAACUUGGACUCGGAUAUGGAGGACUUCUCAGCCAACAGCGAACCACAGGCAACUGUAGCAUCUGAUGAUUUUGAAAGUGAGAAUCCAGUUAUGGACAUUAAUUUGACUUGGAUGGGCGAAGUACAAACUUAUCAAUUGCGGAAACAUCAAAAGUUCACACAUUUGUUUAAGGAAGUUGCUGAACGCAACCAGGUGCCAUUGGAGGAUGUAGUUAUCAAUAUGGAUGAACAUUUCCUAAAGGCUAAUGAAUCACCCGAGAGCUUAAAACUAAAGAGCUAUCACAUGCUGAGUGGCUACGCUAUGAAGACUCAUAAAAACAAGGCUCAGCCUGCUAUUCCUACUAUUACCAAUCUUAUGAUAAAACCGAAGAGAUUCCAGUUAAAAGUGCAAGGAGAUAAAUGGAAGCGCCCUUUGAUAAUAAAAAUGAAACCCAGCGAAACAUUUAAAAUACUUUACAUUAAGUGUUCUGAGGAAAUUAAUUGUGAUGUUCAUGAUUUUAAGCUACUUUUUGAUGGUGAGCUACUUGAGCUAGAUGAUACGCCUACAAAUCAAGAUAUGGAAGGCAAUGAAAUGAUUGAUCUUCGUAUGAAGUAGAUACUUUUAAUAAGCUUGGGUUAUUGAAGUUCUAAACCUAA